Dimorphilus gyrociliatus is the source of this 1927-nucleotide messenger RNA. The record is from the annotation of a GenBank genome assembly. NCBI's taxonomy places the organism in Eukaryota, Metazoa, Annelida, Polychaeta, Dinophilidae.
AAUGAUUGAAUUUGAAGUUGAUUGUUUCCACAAUGUCAAGAAUUUAAAUAUUUCAAUAGAUUCAAUUAAUAUUGAAAAGGAUCACAUGGAAAAUUCAAAUUCAACAAUUUCUAGAAAUAUUAAUCCUAAACAUUUAGAAAUUGUCAAUUGUGAAUUUGAAAGUAAUCUUUGCAAUUACGAAUUAAUAUUAUCGAAAAAUGUAAGUUUAUAUGAACGAUCUCAAUGGUUUUUAAAGAAUGGUGGAGUUGAAGGAAAAUCUGGCUAUGAAAUAACUGAAAAACCAGGAGGGUUUUUCUUUUCAUCUUCUCUGUUUUUAUGUGAAGGAAGAACCCCAAUUCUGGAAAGCCCAAUGAUUACUAUAGAAAAUGUUGGACACACAUUUUCAUUUUAUCAUUUCCUCAGUGGUGGAGUAAGGAAUGCAAUCUAUGCAACUAUCAAUGGAAAAGUGUAUUAUUAUUUUAAUAGGUAUUGGCAAGGGUUUCUUCAGAGUGGUUACUGGAAAAAAGCAGUUUUACAUCUACCAAUUGGAACUUAUAAAAUAAGAAUUGAACUUGAUUGUACAACUCUUUGGACUCAUUCAGUAGAUUUAGACUCUUUUGCCAUUAAUAGAGAUCCAAUUCCAACAAUAUCACCAAAAACAACAAAAACAAUAACACCAAUACUAAAACCCACAAAUAAACCAAAAACCUUAGCAGAUUAUCUGGAAUUGAAUGCCUAUGAUGAAAAGUAUAUAUGGACUUUUCAAAAAAGAAAUUCUGGAGUAUUAACUAGGCCUAAUUCUGAUGUUAAUGGAUCAGGUUAUUAUUUGUAUUCUGGUCCAGGAAGAUGUUAUAGCAAUUAUGUUGCAAUCCACUUAUACAGUCAAGUAGUUAAUGUAAAUCAAACUGGUUAUAGAUUUUCAUUUUAUUACUAUUUGGAAAAUGUUAAAGGAAUGCGCAUCUCACUGAGAUUUGGUAUAAAACAAGUUUUUGUUAUAGAUAAAGAUGAACACAAUAGAAAGAACAUAACGUCGAAUAAAUGGAACAAAAUAAUGCUUGAUCUACCAAUUGGAAAAUAUUAUAUAAAAUUUUCAGUUUAUUGUUCAACAGUUAAUUCAAAUGGAAACUUUGCUAUAGACUCUAUUGUAGUUGAUAGAGCUUCACCUGCAACACUAAUGCCCAGUUCAACUAAACAAUCUGAAAGCAAAGUUGGUUUGAAUUAUGAAAGAUGUGGAUUACAGAGUGAUUCAUCAUAUAUCAUUGGUGGAAAUCCAUCGAGAAUAGAAGAUAUUCCUUGGCAGAUAAUGUUACUUCAAACUUAUAAUGGAAUAACAACAUAUAGUGGUGCUGUUCUCAUUCAUGAAAACUAUGCCUUAACUACAGCCAGUGUUGUCAAUAAUCAAUAUGCAACUUAUAGAAUUUUGGUGGGAACAGAUUCUUUUGUUGGAGGCAAAACCUAUGAAAUUUCCAAUAUAAUUAAACAUCCAGAAUUUGGUCAGGGUUUGGGUAAUAGCAUUGCUCUUUUAAAAUUAAAGAGUAAUGUACAAAUGUCACAAAAAAUCAGUACUGCCUGUGUUUUAAAUACAACUCUAAUUGGUUCUGAAAGUCAUAACUGCUACAUUUCAGGCUUUGGAAGAUUAUUUCCAACAGAAUUUCGUCUUCCACAAUUAAGAAAAGCAAAUCAAAAAUUGAUAACAAAAUUACAAUGUAAUAAAAAAAUACCAAUUGUUAAUUUGAAUUAUGACAAAAUAAUGUGUUCAAUUGGAGAAUCAGGAGAACAAUCAUGUAUUGGUGAUUUAGGUGGUGGAUUAUUUUGUAAAAGAAACAACAGAUGGACAUUGGUUGGUAUACAAUCAAAUUUUAUCAAAGGAUGCAAAUAUGGAUUAACUAUUAGCCAACAAGUUGGAUCAUUUUACAGUUGGAUAGAGCAAAUGAUAUCAAAUGAAUAA